AUGGAAGGGUGGUUCAUUGGACAUGAGAGGAUUCACUCUUCCAAAUCCGAAGAGCAGAUAUCCAGCUUAUGCAGAAGAAUCUCAAGGCCCUGCAUGACCAUCAACCUGACUGAAAUGCUUCGAGCCGACAAAUCUAGCGAAGCGAAGAAGCCGAUUCCAAUCCGCCCCCCAAGCCCGAGAGUCUCUCAGCCCAAAAAACGAGAGUUCCAUCACAGUCCGUCCUGUGAACCACCGCCGAAACCCAUCAUCCGACAAAGGUCACGCUCUCUGCCCGCCACCACGCAGAAGAAGAACAAAUGCAGAAAUGUUGGUGUACGGUUUGUUGACUCUUUGGGGCUCGAUCUUGAAGACAUCAGGCUUUUUAAAUCAGGAGAGGAUCCAUUUGUCCCCCAUCAUGUUACCUUCAGAUUGUUGAUGGGUGCAGAAUUAGCUGAUGGAAAGCAUCUGGAGAUAUCCAUGCCAUAUUUGAGGCCGGUUUUUGCCCAACAACCUGGUGACCAGCCAGGGUUCCUGUAUCGUCUUCAUCAGCAGAAAGUUUGUCUGGAGAGGGUGUUGUGUUUUGAACUGGGUGUCAUAGGAAUCACCCAGGUCCUCAAUCUGGACUUUGAGAAGGAAGUCACAGCUCGCUAUACAUUCACAGAGUGGGGAAGCUGUACAGAAACUAAAGCCUCCUGGGUGUCAGCCAUCACUAAAACCUCAGAAGGAUGCAGGGAGCAACUCAGUUGUGACACAUUUCGAUUUCACCUACCUGUUCCUCCAUUCCUCCAGCCAGGUGCAGUGUUACAGUUUGCAAUAAAGUACAAAGUGCACGGGACUGAAUACUGGGACAACAAUAAUGGAGAGAAUUACAAGUUAGUUUGCCAUAACUACAAGCUCACUGUGCCAAAAGAAUGUGAGGACAGCAUGGUGCACUUCUUUUAAACUAAAUGUGGAAUUUAUUCAGAGCACUUUAUCACCGUUGUCUGUAUGAUAUUAAUAAUGCAUAACUUCAUAGUAACGCAAUCUUCAUUUUGUUUGACAUGUGUAAACAGAUGACUUCUUUGAAUGAAGUUUGUUCAUAUAAAUGCAAAACUCUGAGCAAACUUUGCCACAAUGUAAUAACUACACUCCUGCUCUAACAUCUGAAGCCAACUUUAGUGCCACUAUUAUAGGUCGGUAUUUUUUUUUUUUUUUUUUUUAAAUGCACCUUAUGUUUGUCACAUUAAAAAAAAUCCCUUUAUUGGAAAGUCAGAUGAAUGUGACACUUAUUAUUUUACAAAAUAGUUUUAUACUUUUCACAACUGUGGUGUUCUUAACAAUUAUGUGGCCUAUAUUAUACAGUGAUACUUAGGCCUAGUAUAUUGAUCCACAAAUAUUGAGUGAAUAUUUGUCACAUAAACUGUCCAAAACAUGUCACAAUAUUUUUUUAAACCUUUUAAAGAAUAUCAAAUGAAUGCUUAUUUUGUUUAACAAUAAAGAACACCUGCACACAAAACUCA
Labrus mixtus (cuckoo wrasse) is the source of this 1478-nucleotide messenger RNA. RefSeq names its product protein phosphatase 1, regulatory subunit 3Da (gene ppp1r3da). NCBI's taxonomy places the organism in Eukaryota, Metazoa, Chordata, Actinopteri, Labriformes, Labridae. Gene Ontology annotation, cellular component: protein phosphatase type 1 complex. The record is from RefSeq and is a predicted model, not a curated record. Gene Ontology annotation, biological process: regulation of glycogen biosynthetic process. The transcript has a single exon. Gene Ontology annotation, molecular function: protein phosphatase 1 binding; glycogen binding. Bases 1 to 921 code for a protein of 306 amino acids.